Messenger RNA from Lolium rigidum, 1835 nucleotides. Its product is annotated as GMP synthase [glutamine-hydrolyzing]. The transcript has 6 exons. The record is from RefSeq and is a predicted model, not a curated record. Gene Ontology annotation, molecular function: ATP binding; GMP synthase activity; GMP synthase (glutamine-hydrolyzing) activity. Gene Ontology annotation, cellular component: cytosol. Bases 23 to 1657 code for a protein of 544 amino acids. Gene Ontology annotation, biological process: GMP biosynthetic process. Lineage: Eukaryota; Viridiplantae; Streptophyta; Magnoliopsida; Poales; Poaceae.
CGCCACCGCCGCCACCGCCGCUAUGGGCUCCGCUUCUGCCUCCUCGCUCCCGAUUUCCGCAGGCGCCGGCGAGAACCUGGUCCUCAUCCUCGACUUCGGAUCGCAGUACACCCACCUCAUUACCCGUCGCGUCCGACAGCUCGGAGUCCUCUCCCUGUGCGUCUCCGGCACCACCCCGCUCUCCUCCCUUGCUGGGCUACGUCCCCGCGCUGUCAUACUCUCCGGCGGACCCCACUCUGUCCACGCGCCGGGCGCGCCCUCCUUCCCCGAGGGAUUCCUCGAUUUCACCGCCGACGCAGGUGCACACGUUCUGGGCGUCUGCUACGGGAUGCAGCUCCUCGUGCAGUCCCUCGGCGGCGCCGUCGAGGCCGGCGAGCGGCAGGAGUAUGGCGAUAUGGAGGUUGAGGUAACAACGCGGUCCUCAGCUCUUUAUGGUGAGGGGGAGGCAGGGAAGCGACAGUCGGUGUGGAUGAGUCAUGGCGACGAGGUCGUCAAACUGCCUGAGGGGUUCAAGGUCGUGUCCCGCAGCGUGCAGGGCGCGAUUGCGGCCAUCGAGCAUCAGGAGAAGCGGUAUUAUGGACUACAGUACCACCCGGAGGUGACACAUUCGCCCCAAGGAAUUGAAACACUGCGCCGCUUUCUUUUUGAUGUUUGCGGGAUUAAAGCUGACUGGAAGAUGCAAGAUGUGCUGGAUGAGGAAAUUAAGACCAUCCAAAGUAUGGUUCGUUCUGAUGAACAUGUGAUUUGUGCGUUAUCUGGAGGAGUUGAUUCAACAGUUGCGGCCACUCUUGUUCACAAUGCGAUAGGGGAUAGGCUUCACUGUGUUUUUGUGGACAACGGUCUAUUAAGAUACAAGGAGAAGGAACGAGUUAUGUUAACCUUUGAUAGUGACUUGCACCUUCCCGUAACAUGUAUUGAUGCCUCAGAGCAAUUUCUUAGCCAGUUAAAAGGAGUCAAAGACCCAGAGGAGAAAAGGAAGAUUAUUGGCAGGGAAUUCAUAGCUGUCUUUGACAAAUUUGCUCAGAUGCUAGAAGAGAAGAUAGGAAAAAGACCUGAAUAUUUAGUUCAAGGAACAUUAUACCCUGAUGUGAUUGAAUCAUGCCCACCUCCUGGCAGUGGGAGGACACAUUCCCACACCAUCAAAAGCCAUCACAAUGUAGGUGGUCUUCCUGUAGACAUGAAGUUGAAGCUCAUUGAACCACUGAAGCUCCUAUUCAAGGACGAGGUACGGAAGUUGGGAAGUAUCUUAAAUGUCCCAGAGUCAUUCUUAAAGCGACACCCAUUUCCUGGGCCUGGUCUUGCUGUACGUAUCCUAGGUGAUGUUACAGAAGGCAAUGCUUUGGAGGUUCUUCGUCAGGUAGAUGAGAUAUUUGUUCAAGCCAUUAAAGAUGCAGGCCUCUAUGAUACAAUUUGGCAAGCUUUUGCUGUGUUUUUGCCUGUCCAAACAGUUGGGGUCCAGGGUGACCAGAGAACUCACUCGCAUGCUGUUGCUUUACGGGCAAUUACCAGUGAGGAUGGCAUGACUGCAGAUUGGUAUUAUUUUGAACGCCAGUUCCUGGUAGAUGUGGUGAAGAAGAUCUGCAAUAAUGUGCGCGGCGUUAACCGUGUUUGUCAGGACAUAACAUCAAAACCACCUGCCACGGUGGAGUGGGAAUAGGACGUAAUAACGGACUGGGAAUUUGAAGUUAUGCGCUGGUGCUGCAACAGUGGCGUGUGAAUUGCAGCAUAUGUUACUUACUAGAUUACUGUCUAGGGCUCUAGAAUAUUUCUUCGUCUAGAAAGAUGAUUUGAAACAGCACUUGCAACUAUUCAUAAAAUAUGUCUCUUCCUAAUCA